CCUUCUCACAGUCGUAAUGGCGAUCCCGUUGCAGGUGGAGUGUGUUUGUGUUUAGUGCGCGUUCCGUUCCGUUCGAUUUGCUGGUGUUGAAUUCCCAUUUUUUUUCGGUUCGGUCGAGGAGAAAACAGUCAGGAAAAGUAAAAACCUCCCACGGCGGUUUCCAUCCGUACGAAACUUCAAUUAUUAUUAGUACCACGGUAUAUUUCUCACCCGAACUGGCACUCGAUGCUGAAAAAGCCUAAACACGUCCAGCUAGAACAGAACAGGCGAACGAUUAUAAGUGAUAAACCAGCUGUUACUUCCAUCCCGUCCGGAUCGAUGCAACAAGUGCGGAAGUGAAAAACGAAAAGUGAUCGCCUCCUCGGUUCUUCGAGUGCAAACAGGCUAUUGAACGCCCACCAGCAAUUACCGAAAAACUAAUCUCCCCGAAGGGGGUUUGUAUCGAGUAUCGCACCAAGCCGACCGAGCUACCAUGCUUCCCACCUAUCAAAGAAUCAGUGGAAGCCAACAAUCCAAUCCGCUACUGGCGGUGCGGCGAUCGUUCCGAUCCAGCGAAAAGUGUCUGAUUCUGUUGGUGCUGCUCACGUUCGGUUUCGUCUGCUUCGGAGGAUUCUUCUUUCUGCCGGACAAUUUCGGUGCCGAGCGGGUACUGAAAGUGUACAAACAGUUCCAGCGGGCCGGGCCGGAAAUUUUCAUCCCACCGCCACCACCAGCCCACGGUCUGGACGGGGACGAGGAUCUCCACAAGCUGAGCGAUCGGGAAAAAUUGCAGGAAAAGAUUCAGAAGGAACUGCCGGAUGAUUUUCUGGAGAAACCGGAUCUGGAUCUAUCGGGCAGUCGAACCGAGGGUCCGGAGUUUGAUAAUAUGAUCGAUUCGGGGGUACCGGCAGCGGUUGGACCGAUUGCUGGUGGUCCGGCUGGGGUGGUGGCUCCACCGCAAAUAAUAGACGAACCGGAGAUCAAGAGCCCGUCCAAAGCGUCCACCGGAAGUGCGGGAUCAAAUGCGUUCAAUGCGCUCGUAGGUGAAGAUCCCGAUCCGUUGGUGCGCGAAAAGAGGAACAAGGUGAAAGAGAUGAUGAUGCACGCCUGGGACAGCUACAAACUGUACGCGUGGGGUAAGAACGAACUGAAGCCGAUCAGCAAACGGGGCCACUCGGGCAGCAUCUUCGGAGCCUUCGAUCUCGGGGCGACCAUCGUGGACGGUCUGGAUACCCUGUACCUGAUGGGACUGCACAAGGAGUUCGACGAGGGACGCGACUGGGUCGAGCGAAAGUUCACCCUGGACGGGGUCGGAAUCGAUCUGUCGGUGUUCGAAACGAACAUCCGGUUUGUCGGUGGAUUUCUGACCUGUUACGCAUUUACCGGCGAUCGGUUGUUCCUGGAGAAGGCUAAAUACGUCGCGGAUAAGCUGCUUCCGGCGUUCCAGACCCCGACGGGGAUCCCGUACGCGCUGGUCAACGUUAACAGUGGGCCCAAAACAUUGCUCGAGCGGGUUAUCAGUCAUGUAGAAAUCUUUUUUGUCAAUCUGUUCUAUAAGAUCAGCAAAAACUAUGGCUGGGCCAGCGGCGGCAGCAGCAUUCUGUCCGAGUUCGGCACUCUGCAUCUGGAAUUUUCCUAUCUGAGCGAUGUGACGGGCGAUUCCGUCUACCGGGAACGCGUUCAGGCGAUCCGGUCGGUGCUGAGGGAAAUCGAAAAACCCAAGGGACUGUAUCCGAACUAUCUGAACCCGAAAACGGGCAAAUGGGGACAGCAGCACAUGUCGCUCGGUGCCCUGGGGGACAGUUUCUACGAGUACCUGCUGAAGGCGUGGAUCCAAUCGGGACACGAGGACAAUGAAGCGCGCGAGAUGUACGACGAUGCGAUGCAGGCGAUCAUACAGCACAUGAUCAGAACGAGUCCGGGUGGGUUGACGUACGUGUCGGACUUGAAGUUUGAACGUUUAGAACACAAGAUGGAUCACUUGGCAUGCUUUGCAGGUGGUCUUUUCGGUCUCGGUGCAACGACGCUGUCGAACCAGUACUCGGAGAAAUACAUGGAAAUCGGAGAAGGUAUUACCAACACUUGCCACGAGAGCUACGUCCGGACGUACACUCGAUUAGGACCGGAAGCAUUCCGCUUCAACGACGGAGUCGAAGCCAAAGCACUGAAAACAGGGGAGAAAUAUUACAUUCUACGUCCAGAGACAUUCGAGAGCUACUUUAUCAUGUGGAGAUUGACGCACGAUCAGAAAUAUCGUGACUGGGGAUGGGACGCAGUGCAGGCACUCGAAAACCACUGUCGGACGCCAAAUGGCUUUAGCGGGUUGAAGAACGUCUACCUGACGGAACCACAAAAAGACGACGUGCAACAAAGUUUCUUCCUGGCAGAAACGCUCAAGUACCUCUAUCUUCUUUUCUCGGAUGAUUCCCUACUGCCGCUAGACGAGUGGGUUUUCAACACUGAGGCACAUCCGCUGCCUGUCAAAGGCCGUAACCCUCUAUUCCGACCGGCAGCUACCUCUAGUUCACCUUGAAUUGAUCUGGCACGCUACACCACUACUACUAUAACUACUACUACUACAACCAACUAUUCGACACCGUUAGAAUAGUUAAUAAGUCACUUUGGUCACUAUCCGGCGGAUGCGUGAGUAUGUGUUUGACGUGAUGAUUUGAGUAUGUGUAGGCAUUUGUGACCAAGAUCUUCCUCGAUUGUUUGGAGGGAGCGAUUCCUUACUAUUUAAAGAGAAAAAAACUAGCCAGUUUGACUGUGUUUUGCUGCGCGCGCGUGCGAGGUGAACUACUGAAGAGUCAUUUUUGUGAAUGGAAAAAAUGUAGCCUUUACAGUAGAGGGAACAGGCGCGAACAGGUUGAUUUUGUUUCGAAUGAUUGUAGUUAAUUAUAUAGGAAAGAUUUAUAUAUAUAACAAAUAAUUGUGAUGAAACCCACUAAUUUAUCGGAGACGACAAUUGUUCUGUACAGAAUAUAAUUGAUAUUAGUUGAAGAGAGAGAAACUACACUA
This is a messenger RNA of Topomyia yanbarensis, 2997 nucleotides long. It is a transcript of the gene alpha-Man-Ia, whose product is annotated as mannosyl-oligosaccharide alpha-1,2-mannosidase IA. The record is from RefSeq and is a predicted model, not a curated record. Gene Ontology annotation, biological process: carbohydrate metabolic process; N-glycan processing. Gene Ontology annotation, cellular component: endoplasmic reticulum; Golgi membrane. Gene Ontology annotation, molecular function: mannosyl-oligosaccharide 1,2-alpha-mannosidase activity; calcium ion binding. NCBI's taxonomy places the organism in Eukaryota, Metazoa, Arthropoda, Insecta, Diptera, Culicidae. The transcript is spliced from 8 exons. The coding region runs from base 473 to 2512 and encodes 679 amino acids.